AUGACCUUGCGUCUCACGUCCGCUCCUGUGUCCGGUGUCCAGAAACGAAAAUCCACUACCAGACCUCGAGCCUCGCCUUUUGCCGCCCAUGCGCGCCGCAAACCUGCAUCGGGCGGGGCCAGCGUGAAGCCCGAUUGGGGUGUAGACGAUCCGCUCCCUGAUGUAGGUGGAUCGCAUUACAUCUCAGAGACAGCUCCCGUCCACAAUGUGGUACAAGCAAUCCAGUAUAUUCGAACGGGGAUGUUCGACGAGCUCCCAGCGCGAGCGGGAAUGAACAGCACACGCAUUGCCGAAGUCCUCAAUCUACGACGGUCGCUACCUCCCCUCGCCUCGGUCGCACAUGUGCAUACCUUGCUGAAUGCUCCGACGCAGGUGGAGCGGGAGAUUGUCGAGUUGGUACAGACCGGCCGAGUGCGGCGUUUGAUCAUACCCGGGCGCGGCAGUGAUGCCGCUGGGCUGGGUGAUUGCCUGGUACUCGCAGAUGAGUGGGAGAAUUUAGUGCGUGGGAACUCGGUCUUGGAUGCGGCUGUCAAGGAAAAAUUCCUCGAUAUCCUUAAGCGCAUCGGGACAUCUUCUGCUAUCUCACAGGGAGUAUUUACUCCAGACGAGUACCGGGCGUUGCUACGUGCCGGAUUUUUAGUUUCGUCUUCUUCUUUCACACAGGGGACGUUGAGCCUUGCAUCACUGCCAAAUCUGCCCGAAGCCGCAGUCUCCUCGGCUAGUCGAAGUGAGCCCGGCGCCAACCGACCCGUGCAAUCGGAUGCCCAGGCGCGGGCUGCCACGCUUUUUCUGUCACUCCCAAACACUGGAACGUAUCUUCGGUUGCUGGGAACGGGCCGUGCCCAUUUAAUCUCUCUCCUUCGACGGUCCGCUUCUGGCGAAGCGCCAUUGGGUUUGUUAAAAGACCGAUGGGACGGAGCUGUGGAAACCGAUAAGAGCUUCCACAUGGCCAAACGAGCUCGAGGGGAAUUCGCGGGGAUCUUACCCGGCAAAACGAAGAAGUGGAAAGACUUGUACGGGAUGCAGUUCCGCUGGGUGCUGGAAGAAGCACUGGGCGCCGGGCUUAUAGAGAUGUUUGAGACGGGCAGCGUGGGACCUGGAAUCCGCUGUCUGUACACUGCCGAUCCUCCCCACUUUAAUGUGCUUCUCAACAAUGCCCCUCAUCAAACUUGCCGCUCUCCCCUUUACUUCCCUUCCAUCCCAUCCCUCCCUCCCCCACAGAGCCCUCGCGCCUACCCCCCAACGCAAUUCAUCCGCACUGCCCUCCACGAAGCCCAGCAAUUCCUCGCUGUUAUCCCCUCAACUUUUACCGCAGACCCUAAGCUCCGCUCCUCGCCGCCGUCCGCAGCAAAAGUCAAGCUGCUGCACAGGUGGCGAGCAGCCCCGCCACAGGAGUCCGGAGAGAUCAGCAAAGAGAAGACCGAGUUCUGGGUGUGUCGCCAAAGCGAGCAUCUCGAUUCUAGGAGCGAGAAUGGCACUGCUUCGUGGAGUGAGUUCCAGACGGGGUUGAGAACCCAUCAUGCUGAACAUGAGAUGGAAUACACGCCGAGUGUCACGGGUGUGGAACGGUUAGUCGAGUGGGGGGAGGAAGAGCUGGGGGAGGCAAAGGGAGAAAUUGAGGUGGAUGGAGUGCGAUUUAAGGAUGUGGAAAUGCAAGUCAACCUAAUCACCCAUACCUUCCACCCAACAGCGCUCAUCGCCCCGCGCGCCUUUAUUUCUCUGACUAUAUCCGCCGCAUAUGCCAACGACAGUACCUCGGACAGCCAACACUCCCAGGCAAAUCACACUCCUAAUGGAUUCAUCACCCUCCAAAUCCCAUUCUUCUGCAAGUUCUCAUCCACCCCGCCAGAAAUCCACGAGAAGAUCAUGAGCACCGUAUCGCGGCGGGCAAUCUUCGCCCACUAUGCAAGCGUCGAGCAGGUCACCCUGCUCUCUGCCCAGCCCAGUACCUCGGCUGCACCUAGCGCUGAAGUGUCAGGGCCAGAGCCAGUUUCAGCUUCUGGCAGUGCUCAAGCCACCCCUACUGAAUCUGCCACUGCACCCCGUCGCAUCCAGUGGACUAUGGCUACGACCUCCGAUGCGUGCGGGUCGAUCCCGCAGUGGGUCCAGCGCAACUGGACGCUGGGCGGGGUGCCGCGUGCGGUGGUAGCAGAUGUGGGACUGUUUCUUGGGUGGAUUGAGAGGAGACGGAGUCGAAGAACAUGGUUCUUGUCAGGGAGGUGA
Penicillium alfredii is the source of this 2223-nucleotide messenger RNA. RefSeq names its product Serine-threonine protein kinase 19. The transcript is spliced from 5 exons. NCBI's taxonomy places the organism in Eukaryota, Fungi, Ascomycota, Eurotiomycetes, Eurotiales, Aspergillaceae. Bases 1 to 2223 code for a protein of 740 amino acids. The record is from RefSeq and is a predicted model, not a curated record.